Molecule: messenger RNA, 3440 nt
Organism: Ectocarpus siliculosus
Lineage: Eukaryota; Phaeophyceae; Ectocarpales; Ectocarpaceae
Source: the annotation of a GenBank genome assembly
AUGCUGGCGACGAUGGCGGACUCCUCCCACAGGAACGAAAAAAGCAGAACCGUCCGCCGCGGGGGGCGGCCCCGCCGUGGCGGCUGCACACCAAGGGCGGCGCUGCAGGCUUCGGUGGUGCUGGCCGUGCUCGGGAGAUGUAGUAGCUACGUCCGCGCAGAGGCGGAGGUCGCAGAGGCGGAGGAUGGGUCGAAGACGCCCGCGCUCUCUAUGGAGCUGGACGUUGGUGACGAAUCGCGGGUGACUGCCGCUGACGGAUCGGAAGGCGGGGAUGCAGCAGCAGCGGCGGCGGCCGCGGCCGCGCCGGCAGUGCUGUUUUCCUCGGAGUGGGCAGUGGAGUACGCGCGGGGGGAGGAAGGUUGCGACCUGGCCAGGGGGAGCUUCAUGUGGAGGGGGCAGGGCUUGGGCAGCAACAUCAACAACAUGCUGAACGCGUGGGUGUACGCCCUCUCAGUGGAGAAGUGGAGCGACAUGACCGUGGUCGUGGGCGAAAACCAGAUGAAAUGGGUGGACUGCGGGGAGGAGAGCGGGGGAGAGGCUCAGACGGGCUGGGACUGCAUUUUCAAGCCAAUGCCGCAUCUUUGCACCUUCCCCUCGGCGGAGUCCUGGAAGGAGUACAUGGUGUCGAAAGACCUACCCGAAGCGGAGCUGGUUGAGGUGGCGAGGCUGGACCAGGACGCCGUACGGUUCCACCCGGAAGAGAUAGUGGCGUCGUUGGAAGGGUCGGGGGUCGACCACAUCGCUGCCUUGGCGGCCAUGGCCAAGUACUUGUGGAGCAACGUUACCCCGUGGCUCCAGGCCGACGUCGACUUCGUCACGCGCGCCUCGCCCUCGGACGUGUUCCAGGAAUCCCCGUUCCUGGGCCUGCACAUACGACGGGGUGACAAGGUCACGCAUGGAAGGAGAGCGUCCAUGUACCUGUGUAAGGAAUACUUGGAAGCGGCGGUGGAGUUCCUGGAGGGGGACGACAGCCAGCUUAGCGUGGGAGACAUCAAGGGCAUCUGGGUGGCGUCCGACGAACCCAAGGUGAUCGCCAAGGUCAAGCAGAUAGCACCGGACUACCUGCCCAACGUGAGCGAAGACGAUAUCUUCUGGGCCUCUGGCGGGGUCGAAGGAGGGCCCGAGAUCGGGCGGACGGCUACGCGGACGGACAAAGAGACGUACGCGGACUUCGUGUACACGUUGGCGGACCUCCAGCAGCUCACUGCCGCAGACCUGUUUGUCGGCACGUUCAGCUCAAACAUGGGCCGGCUGCUGGUGCUGUUGAGGGAGUCAAUCGGCCUCAAAGACAGGGCUUCUGCGGUCAGCAUCGACGGCCCGUGGCGUGCAGGACGGCGCCGCAGGCGUGCUAUGAGAGGGGUUAGAGGCCCAGAGUAGAUCGGGUAAAGGGGGCAAGUUGUCGUUUGGGUGGGCACCACUACUUUUCCCCUCUUUCCAGUCGAGCGUGCCCCCCUGCCCUGCCCGCCUACCUCUCUGUUUUGAUCUUAAUCUUUUCUCCAGAGCAACUAUGCAUACGAUAUGCUUGUCAGUACGGAUGAAACGAAGGGGUUGACGCUGCCUUAGCCGCUUUCUGCGGAAUUAGAAAAGGUAGGGAUGGAUGUGCCCGUUUUGUUUGGUUUCGUGCACCUUUGAUUCAGGCAUGCCGAACGAUGACAGUUAGCGCACUUGACGUUGUUCUUCAAGGCUAUCGGCGCGUCACAGGGCGACCGGUUCCCGUGAGUAGGGCGCGACGGCACCUUUACGAAGCUGCGGCCUCUGCCCUCCCGCUGAUAGCUCUCCGUCUAUGUAGACUAUGUUUUCUCUGCGGUUUCGUCGAUUUGUAUAUUUUUGGGCGAGAUAGCGGCGGGAUACUUUGAUUCGCGACUAGAGCGGGCUCUUUGAAGCAGCGGGAAGUACAUGCGAGCCCAUCAGUGCAGAGAACGGUCGUAGGAAAAACAGGGACAAAUAAGAGUAGCGUUAACUUGGCAAAAAUGUCCCCAAUCGGGUGCGACGGAAGCGAGGCAACAACGGUGACCGUUAGCCGACUUUCGUCACGGGGGCGAUAAGCGCUAUAUGCCAGUGUUAAGGCCGCUUCCUUGGAAGUUUUUUUUUUGUUCAUUCAUGGCUGUGUUGACGUAUUUUUGCAGUGGGUAAAUGAGGGAGUGGCGCUAAGCUGCCCACGUUCUUCAGCAAGAUUUUGUUUGUCCAAAGUGUUGCUUUUUUCAGUGAUUAUCAGUUCAGCAUGUUUUGUGUAUAUGUGUGGGUGGUGGGUGGCUCUCCACUACAUUGCCGUGCAGCACAGCGCUUUGCCGCCGCCGUCAAUUCACCCUUUCCUAGUGGCAAACAUUGUGCGUUUGAUGGAAAGUUCGUUACUGUGUGAGUUUGUGCCUCAGUGCACACAGAUGCUAUUUGCAACCAAGGGUUACGUAUCGUACAGCGUGCACUUCCAUCGUUAGGUGCCCAAGAUAGUGUGCAAAGAGUGUAGCAUGAGCUUAUCAGUUACACAACGGAGACCUUUCUUCUGCAGGAUACAGCUUUUUCCAGAGGGAAAUGUGUUGUGUGUACCUUUUCGCCAAGAUGUUUCAUGGACUUGUUCACGUUCGUUGCACGUGGCGAAGAAUGCAUGUAGCACGGCUUGCGCACUUUUUUUUGUUGCUGUAAGUUUUUGUUUUUGGUCCGUCUGAUGUAAGGUCGGUAUCACACCUCCGUGACUAAGCGGAGGUUCUUGUUUCGUGAACAACACCAAAGUGCAUUGGUGUUCUUCGUGGUAUGUCGUAUUGGGCGUAGUGGUGGUCUGUGUUUGGUUCUAUGUUUCUUGGGGUACGCGAAACAAAGUUUGCUCUAGUUGCGUGUGGUGACAACCACAGCCCCGUGCAGCACUAGCCAAGUUGUGAUAGCUUGACCCCUUACUCUGAUGCAUUUGUUGGAGGGGUUUCUGUUGCAAAGGCGGCCCCGAUAUCUUUGCGAGGUGUGGGUUGUGGCAUCGCCACUUGGUGGUCAGUUGUGUGACGCGGUAGGUACCUGUGGUGAACACCGGAGCGAGGAUGAUGGCGCAAGUUCCGUCUGCGUUGUAGACAAUGCGCGCUUGUAGAAUUGGGGGCAUAUAUGGAUGCAUAUAUAUGCGCACGAGAUUUUCCCUCCAGGAAUCAAUAGUACACGUCGUACAGACGUGCUGCGUUGUGACUCCCUCUUGCCAAGCGUCGGCGUAGCUAUGCCGUUUUCCGCGGCAUCAUGUGUGUGGGGUUGGCUGGAGCACUGCCAGUUGCAGUUUUUUUUUUUUCGCCGCCAGGCCCUGGUGCGUUAAACGUACAAAGGUGUAGACUAGCUGUCCCAGAGUGAUGGGACGUUGCAGCUUCGUAAAACUAAGGAAUCUUCGCCGUGCGCGGUGACAAUCGUGCUGCGACAAGGGUCAUAGCGAUAAGGUGCAACAUUGGAGCGGCUCGAAACCGUUCGCCAAUUUC